Ictalurus furcatus (blue catfish) is the source of this 910-nucleotide messenger RNA. RefSeq names its product small nuclear ribonucleoprotein D3 polypeptide, like (gene snrpd3l). Gene Ontology annotation, cellular component: SMN-Sm protein complex; commitment complex; catalytic step 2 spliceosome. The record is from RefSeq and is a predicted model, not a curated record. Lineage: Eukaryota; Metazoa; Chordata; Actinopteri; Siluriformes; Ictaluridae. Gene Ontology annotation, molecular function: RNA binding. Bases 188 to 574 code for a protein of 128 amino acids. The transcript is spliced from 4 exons. Gene Ontology annotation, biological process: spliceosomal snRNP assembly; RNA processing.
CUCAUGCAGUUAAUGUGCCUGCACACAGACUAUCGCACUCGUGUGCUCUCUCCGUCUCUCAUAUAACUAUUUAUUAAAAUUUAUUCAAAUAAUUGUGAUCUUAUCGCACUACUUUAUCUCUGUAUGAUUUAGAGUGGCAGAGGUCUAGAUUUAAUGACCCGUAUUUAGUUUGUAUGAGAUUUUCAUCAUGUCUAUCGGCGUCCCCAUCAAAGUCCUGCAUGAAGCUGAAGGUCACAUCGUCACCUGUGAGACCAACACCGGUGAGGUUUACAGAGGCAAACUCAUCGAAGCUGAGGACAACAUGAACUGUCAGAUGUCCAACAUCACAGUGACGUAUCGUGAUGGCCGGGUGGCGCAGCUGGAGCAAGUCUACAUCCGCGGCAGUAAGAUCCGCUUCCUCAUCCUGCCGGACAUGCUGAAGAACGCUCCCAUGCUGAAGAGUGUGAAGAAUAAGAACCAGGGGGCAGGAGCUGGCCGGGGCAAAGCCGCCAUUCUUAAAGCUCAAGUGGCUGCGAGAGGUCGAGGCCGGGGUGGGCCGGGAGGACGAGGAAAUAUCUUCCAGAAAAGGCGAUAGUUUAAUUCCCAGAACUCUGUACAGUUUUUCUUUUUUUGUUUUGUUUUUUUUUUUAAAUCUUCUUACAUUCAUGACUCACUAGGUUUGCAGCUCAUGAUUUUCUUUUGCCCUGUUAAUCGGCUUUUUUUCCCUUCCCUUUAUUAUCAGUAGUAAUUGAACUGAUGAAUCCUUUUCUCACUGGAUUUGGAAAAAUAUAAGAAACGUACGAAUGAAGGUGUAAUUAUUACACUGUAAUGGUCUUUCACAUGGUGAAUUCUGACUUUGCUUCAGUGGAAUUUUUGUAAAAUGUGUUGGCUUGGAAUACAGCGCACCCUUAAUAAAGGUUUUACAGUUUAA